Oncorhynchus gorbuscha (pink salmon) is the source of this 3027-nucleotide messenger RNA. It is a transcript of the gene gfm1, whose product is annotated as G elongation factor, mitochondrial 1. The transcript is spliced from 18 exons. NCBI's taxonomy places the organism in Eukaryota, Metazoa, Chordata, Actinopteri, Salmoniformes, Salmonidae. Gene Ontology annotation, biological process: mitochondrial translational elongation. The record is from RefSeq and is a predicted model, not a curated record. Gene Ontology annotation, molecular function: translation elongation factor activity; GTPase activity; GTP binding. Gene Ontology annotation, cellular component: mitochondrion. Bases 358 to 2604 code for a protein of 748 amino acids.
UUUGUGUGUAUGGAAAAUGUCUGGGAUCUUUUAUUUCAGAUUAUGAAACAUGGGACCAACACUUUACAUGUUGCAUUCAUAUUUUUGUUCAGUGUAAGAUGGCUUUGUCUGUUGCUACGUUUGGAUUUUUGGGAAUGAACGAGCACACGUUUGUCCGCCUUGCCAAUGUGAGUCACUGUUAAAUUUGGCAAAGUGGAUUUUGUCGAUCCCCCCCAAGUUUGACUCCUCAGACCUGCCGUAGUCCAGGAAGUAAUGUUUCACAAUGAACCGGCGUGCAGUACGGUGACUUUCACGGGUUGACUGACAUCCAGUGGGGGUUGUGUAAACGGAGCUAAACCCGUCCUGUCUACCAUCAAAAUGCGACUUCUAAAAGCAGGACUAACCUUAGGUCAGACACAUUUAAGGAAACCGGGAACACUAACAUUAAAAAAGGUGUUGAUGAACAGUUGUCGGUCGUGCUCCUCUGAUAUCGUCCCCAAUGAAAGAAUCCGCAACAUCGGAAUCUCGGCGCACAUCGACUCGGGGAAGACCACACUCACGGAGCGCGUCCUCUUCUACACGGGCAGGAUAGCAGAGAUCCAUGAGGUAAAGGGAAAGGAUGGAGUCGGGGCCACCAUGGACUCGAUGGAGCUGGAGAGGCAGAGAGGCAUCACCAUCCAGUCAGCUGCCACAUACACCGUCUAUAAGGAUUACAACAUCAACAUCAUCGACACCCCAGGCCAUGUGGACUUCACCAUCGAGGUGGAGCGAGCCCUGCGUGUUUUGGACGGGGCGAUCCUGGUCCUAUGUGCAGUUGGAGGGGUCCAGUGCCAGACCCUGACCGUGAACAGACAGAUGAAACGCUACAAUGUUCCCUUCCUCACCUUCAUCAACAAGCUGGACCGCAUGGGAGCCAACCCCAGCCGCGCCCUGCAGGCCAUGAGGACCAAGCUGAGCCACAACGCAGCCUUUGUGAACAUCCCCAUCGGUCUGGAGGGGAACAUGAAGGGCAUCAUAGAUCUCAUAGAGGAGCGCAGCAUGUACUUCGAGGGCCCAUUCGGACAGAAUAUUCGGUUCGAUGAGAUCCCGGCGGAGUUCCGUGUGGAGGCUGCAGACAGGAGACAGGAGCUGGUGGAGUGUGUGGCUAACGCUGACGAGACCCUGGGCGAGAUGUUCCUGGAGGAGAGGAUUCCCACUGUGCCAGAACUCAAGACAGCCAUACGCAGGGCCACAGUGCAGCGGCUCUUCAGCCCCGUGCUGGUGGGAACUGCCCUGAAGAACAAGGGGGUCCAGCCUCUAUUGAACGCAGUGCUGGAUUAUCUGCCCAACCCCACAGAGGUCAACAACUACGCCCUCUUCAACGAUGAGGAGUCCAGUGACAGUACUAAGAUCCUGAUGGAUCCCACCAGAGACGCCUCGCAGCCCUUCGUUGGCCUGGCCUUCAAACUGGAGGCGGGUCGGUUUGGUCAGCUGACGUACGUGCGUGUAUACCAGGGCUGUCUGAAGAAGACAGAGUAUAUCAUCAAUACACGCACUGGCAAGAAGGUCCGUGUGCAGAGGCUAGUGCGUCUCCAUGCUGACCAGAUGGAGGAUGUAGAGGAGGUGUAUGCAGGGGACAUCUGUGCCCUUUUUGGGAUCGAUUGUGCCAGCGGAGACACCUUCACCUCCCGGACCAGCGCCAACCUCUCCAUGGAGUCCAUCCACAUUCCAGAGGCUGUCAUCUCCAUGUCUAUGAAGCCGUCCAACAAGAAUGACAUGGAUAAGUUCUCUAAAGGCAUCAACCGCUUCACCAGAGAAGACCCCACGUUCAGGGUCCACUUUGACACAGAAAGCAAGGAGACUAUCAUCUCUGGUAUGGGAGAGCUGCACCUGGAGAUCUACUCACAGAGGAUGGAGAGGGAGUAUAACUGCCCCUGUGUGAUGGGAAAACCAAAGGUAUCCUUCAGGGAGAGCGUGACCAGUGCGGUACCGUUUGACUUCACCCAUAAGAAGCAGUCUGGUGGUUCUGGGCAGUACGGUAAAGUGAUAGGAGUUCUGGAACCUCUGGACCAAGAGAACUACACAAAAGUGGAGUUUGAAGACCAGACUGUCGGAACUAACAUCCCCAAACAGUUUGUGCCGGCUGUUGAGAAGGGAUUCAGAGAGGCCUGUGAGAAAGGCCCUCUGACUGGUCACAAGAUCUCAGGUAUCAAGUUCCUAUUGGAAGACGGAGCGCAUCACAUGGUGGACUCGAAUGAGAUCUCCUUCAUCCGUGCAGGGGAGGGUGCUCUUAAACAAGCCAUGGAGAAGGCCAACGUUGCCGUGCUGGAGCCAAUCAUGUCAGUAGAAAUUGUGGCGCCCGAUGAGUUCCAAGGGACUGUCAUCGCCGGGGUCAACCGUCGCCAUGGCGUCAUCAGUGGGCAGGAUGGGGCGGAGGGCUACUUUACUUUGUAUGCUGAUAUUCCACUGAAUGACAUGUUUGGUUACGCCACAGAGCUCCGGUCCUGUACAGAGGGGAAAGGAGAGUACACUAUGGAGUACAGCAGAUACCAGCCCUGUCUGCCUGGCACUCAGGAGGAGCUCAUCAACAAAUACCUGGAGUCAACAGGACAGCUGCCUGCCAAGAAGGGGAAGUGGAAGAACUGAGCGUGGACCACCCCCACACACACACACAAUCACUGAAUUGUAAACACAUUGCAGUACUGCAAUGGAAUGCUCGACAAACACAAACAGCGCUCAACCUGCUGUAAACAUACUGGGCCCUGCCUUACCAAGGUGGGUGUAUUAUAUCGUAUGUGCAUUCAAAAUGCUACAAAUGGUCAGACAGAUGACCAAGUGAUUUCCUUGAUUCACCCUCGUUUUCCGUCAUACUCUCGUCCUAAAGUAUCUAUUUUCAUUUGGCCUCGGCUCUCCAGCAAACAGCCUUGUCCCCACUGCCUAGCAGUUAUUAUGAAGACUUGAGGCGAGCUCGAAGUUUGGACUUCAACUUGGGCAUGUAUAUUAACUGGUUUUGUACUAUGUACAGCAUGUUGUUGUUAUAAUGAAGAUGAUUAAAUAAGAUUUAUCUAA